UGGCAGUCGCAGGCGAGGGAGAGGGCCAGGACAUCCGACCUCGAUCUCUAUUUGGACCUGUCCCUAGACCUCGACGUCACUCCGGCACUUCAAUCGACCCCACAGCGACAGCCACAAAAAUCACCAGAGUCGCCACACACACGACCGCCCAAAAUGCUUUCGGCGACGAUGCGAUCAACCCUCACACAGGCCCUGCGCCAAUGCGCACGCGGACAGCCGCCCAGGGCGCUUCCCUCACGUGUUGCCCUCGUCCGCCACAGUUUCUUGGUUGCUCCCAGCUACAAGGCGAGGGUCGCCGUGCGCGGCUUCGCAACGGCCACCGCAAGCAAGACCACGGGCCGUACCGCCGCGAAGCCCGCGACAAAGAAAAAGGCCACGACAAAGACAAAGGCCGCGCCCAAGGCCAAGGCCAAGGCCACGGCGACAAAGGCCAAGAAGGCCACGAAGGCGCCGGCCAAAAAGAAGGCUGUCGCAAAGCCGAAGAAACCGGUCGCCAGGAAGAAUGCAAUGAGUCCGGAGAAAAAAGAGCUCUUGGUGAAGCGUGAGCUAAAGAAGGUGGCCUUGAUGUUCAAGGAGCCCAAGCAACUGCCUGCGUCCCCAUGGCUGCUCUACGUCAGCAACGCUCUGAAGGGCCAGCCGUCCGCCGGGCUCUCCGACACGCACCAAAAAUUGCGAGCACUCUCCGCUGACUUCAAGGCCCUAUCGCCUGCGGAGAUGGAGCGUUUGGAUGAGACUGUAGCGCAGAACAAGGCCAUCAAUGCGGGCAACUUCAAGACCUGGGUCGAGAGCCAUUCUCCUGUCGAGAUUGAGCAGGCGAACAAGGCCCGCAGGCGCCUCAAGCGUGAAUUCAACACAAAGGCUUCUCCCUUGAAGCUUCAUGACGAUCGUCUCCCCAAGCGUCCUUCGAACAACGCAUACUGCUACUUCAUCAAGGCCAGGCACAGCGGAGCUGGCUUGUCGAGAGAGCUGGCCUCGCAGUGGAAAACCCUCUCCGCCGCUGAGAAGAAGCCGUACCAGGACUUGGCGGUUGCCGAAUUCACCAAGUACAAGCAGGAGAUGGACAAGAUCCGCUCGGCCUAAAAAGAGUGACAGACGGGAUCAGUCCCACUGACCUGGCGUAUUUGUAAGGCACUCGGCGGGAAAAGGAAUGGUUCUCUCUCUCUCUUUCUCUAUUUUUUUUUUUUUUUUGGUACGGGGUUCUGGCAACUGUACGUUUAUGUUAGUUAUCCUUUGAUUCCCCCGAGGCGGUUCGGUGUGUCCUUCGUGCGGUACACAACUGUUGGUGAGAGUAUUUUAGGACUGUCUGUAGCUUCGGCAAUGUCAAAUGCUUCCAGCACCAGUUUUCCGGACACGGCUUAUCUGAUUGGGCUGCUAGCCUGUAGACGCCGUCCUUUCGUCAUCAUUCAAGCGGCCAUGGCGACUUGGCCUCGGUCAUCACUGCCAUUGUUGUGUCGAAGGGGUUUGCAAAGCAAGCAGGUCUUUCAAGUCCCAAAUCACUCCACUUCAUGCGAUCCUGGGUAUGUAUGGCGAGGCCUCAACGAUGCUCCAAUACAACUGCACAUGACCAAACCAGACAAAACAAUUCCUAGUCUAGGGAUUCAAUCCAAUCUCAACCGGACUUUGAUCGAGUCCCUCUAGGGCCAACCACGAUUAAGACGUCCCCGGCCGCGCCGUAGAACUUGGUCUCCACGAACUUGAGCUUCCUGUAGCUGGCCACAUACAGGAGGGUGUAGAGCUCCGCGGCGAUGUGCUCCCAGCCAUAGAGCCUGAUCCAGCCCCACGACUCGUCGCGACAUGCCCUGGUGCCCCAUCCUGCCUUGCUGUCCCGGCGGAUAAAAUUCCCGAGGAAGCCCCACGCCUUGACCUUUUCCUCGAAUUCCCAGCCGUCCAGCCCCAUAAGCCAGUAACCCCUCUCAAAGGGGCGCAUUUCCCGGGCCUGGAAUUCCGGCCUGUACUUCUUAUCCAUCUGCAUGCUCGUCGCCAGUUUCUCCAAGUGCUGGGGAGCCCUAGGCCCCAGGCGGUUGUUCGCUGCGGCUGGUUCGUGUGAGACCAGCUGGGUUUCGUGGGCCCAAUCACUGGUGGCAAGCAGAACAGCAAGCUGCUUCCCGCUCAGAGUGUCAGCUUUCGCUGCCUGUUGAGCCUCUGGCUUAUCAGCCAGAGCAGGGCAUUGGAGCCCAUGGUCCGCGGCACAAGCCUCUGUAACCUCUUGGACACUAAGCACAGUCUUGACAGGACCUGGGCUCUGAGGCGCCCGGCUGCGUGGCCGUCGAGUAGAUGGACUCGAAUCAAGCGCCGACUCACAGCCCAGCAAGCUGUCUAAAUCAGCUGCAUGUGAGGGUGUGCUGUGGACGGCGUUUCUCCCAACCUCGACUGCCUCGCUAGAACGUCCACCAGAUGAGAGCAAGGGCGGCUCGGUGGAUUGGAGGAAGUAAUUCAGUAUCCUUGUGGGCGUGUUGAAGGCAGGCGCUCUGAUAUCAUUAUCCGGCAUAGAAUCCGGAAUUUCGCUCGGGGGGGCAACCCACGAGUGUUGGGUGUCAUCAUCGAGUUGAGAUGAUACAGCAGGCACAGAGGGUUGUAUGCCUGGCAACUCUGCUGACGGCUGGAUUGCUCGUGCCAGGCGGGGUGAGCCGAUAUUAUCCCAUACGCUUCCGAAUGAUGCUUGCGGGGAGAUGAACUUAUUGUCGGAAGGGACAGCCCUGGAAUUCGAAGUAGAGCCCUGGGGAAGAGGGACGGUCCGCUCUGGCUCGAAGUCUAGGUAGGCCUGGGCAAGCGCUCGGUAUUUGACAUCGUCUGCUGCGGCACUUGGUGCAGUGAUGUGCACCAGGAUCUCAGUGCCGUCUUUACUCCUCCCCAUAGCUGUUGACUGCACUGGUCGGCUGGUGCGAGAUCUCCAUUGGGUGCGGCCUUGUUUCCUUUUCCUUUUUCUUGUUUCUCAAAUCUGGACAAUACCAAGUAUGAGUCUGAUGGAAGUGACAAAGGUCAAAUUCUCCAUUCACGUAGUGCAGUGUUGCUUGACUUUAAC
This is a messenger RNA of Diaporthe batatas, 3022 nucleotides long. RefSeq lists its product as uncharacterized. The transcript has 2 exons. NCBI's taxonomy places the organism in Eukaryota, Fungi, Ascomycota, Sordariomycetes, Diaporthales, Diaporthaceae. The record is from RefSeq and is a predicted model, not a curated record. Bases 154 to 1080 code for a protein of 308 amino acids.